Molecule: messenger RNA, 3153 nt
Organism: Diatraea saccharalis (sugarcane borer)
Lineage: Eukaryota; Metazoa; Arthropoda; Insecta; Lepidoptera; Crambidae
Source: the annotation of a GenBank genome assembly
AGCUGUCAGUGUCAAACACAAGGCAAAAUAGUAAAAUGUGGGUUUCUUAAAUUGUAAUGUUAUCGAUCGAGAAUAUGUAAAAACCAUUUUUUUUGUAUUAUUCUAAAUGCUUAUUUGAAUUUUAAAAUCAUCGUCUUUAUUCCGUUUAUAGUUUUUAUUAUUAAGAUAUUUGUUAAAGCUAUCUAGUUUCUCAAUUUCUAAUAAGAAAUGUCUGCGUGGCUUGAAUGUAGUAUUUCUGAGGAAAUAAUAAAAAACAAAGAAAUAUUCAGUGAUACGCCGAGUAUUAUUUCUGACAUAAUGGCUGGGCAUCUUGAUAUUACAAAUCUAGUGGAGAAUAUGGCAGGGGUUUUGACAAAUGAAGAAGUGGAGAACCGUGAGCAAGGAAUGAAAUUUUUUACAAAAAUUCUUAAAGAGCUUCCCCCUGACUAUUUAAACGAAACUCAAGUAAAAUUUAUCUCAAGGUUUUAUAUAGAUCGUUUAAAAGAUAACCACAGAAUCAUACCAUCAGUGCUAGAGGGAUAUUUAGCAAUAAUUGACAUGAAACAUUACAGCACGGCACUCAAUGGGGAAUUUUUCACAGUACUAUUUAGAGAAGUUCCAUGUCAGUCACAAGUGAGACAAGAUCGAUAUAAUAUUUAUAGGAUCCUAAAUUUACUAAAUAAAAAUCCUGAAUAUCUAAAGACUCUAGGACCAGAUUUCUUAUAUGGAUUUAUAUCAGCUAUGGACGGGGAAAGAGAUCCUCGUAACCUGUUGUUUCUGUUCAGUUUCCUGCCAACAUUCCUCAAGCAUAUAACAUUAGGCCACCUGGUCGAGGAAACUUUUGAAGUGAUUUCUUGUUACUUUCCAAUUGAUUUCCAUCCGUCUCCUGAUGAUCCCGCACCUGUAACAAGGCAGGACUUAGCGAAUGCCCUGUGUCCCUGCCUGUGUGCAGUGGCAGAAUUUGGGGAACAAUGUUUAGUUUUAUUAAUAGAAAAGUUGGAUUCUAGCUUAAGAAUAGCUAAACUUGAUUCCUUAGCUCUUUUGAAAGAAAGUUGUAAGACGUUUUCUGCUCAAACAUAUGGACCAUUUCUGAAGACUUUAUGGUCUUCGAUGAAUAGGGAGAUAUCUCACAAAACAGACGAAGAACUCAAAAUGCUCGCUCAUGAAUCUCUGUCGGCAUUAGUUUCGAAAUUGGCGACUACAGCAAAUACAGAUCAGGCUUUCGAGAAUUUUGUAAAAGGUGUACUGAUAUCUAUGCAGACAGCUAUCGCUGAGUCCACGACUGUUGCUAAGUUUACACAGGCGGCUAAAGUUCUCCUGACAACAGCAAACGCUUCAAAAGAGUCCUGUGUUAUUAUAACAAAAUCUAUGAUCCCUGCAAUUGUAGCAUACUAUGAAUUUAAACCAUCCACAAAAUUACAAAUAGCAAGCAUAGACUUUCUUGGAGACUUGUAUGAUAUGGCAAAACAUUGGGGAGCUCUUGACGAAAUUCAAUCACAAGCAAUCGAAAUACCAAAAUUGUGUCUCAUUGCAGUCAGCAACCCUUCCAAAGAGUAUCAAAUAGCGGGCUUUAAAAAUAUAAUUAGAACAAAAGAUUUGUUACAAAGUGACUUAGUAUUGCCAUUUAUUGAAGUUCUUAUACAUAAUGUCCAGCAUUCACAAGACGAAAAUUUAUUGAGUAUCAGUGUAACAACUGUUCAUACAAUAGCUAGGAAAUAUCCUGAAAUGGUAAUGGAUAUAGUAGUGAAGGGAAAAUGUGAUUUAGACAAUUUAAUUGACGACAAAACCGCUCUACAGAAACGACUGAAUUUACUCACCAAUUUGGCUAGUAUUGAUGAAUUUACCAAAGUUAUAAUUAGUGAAAUGCUUAAAAUAAUUAGGACACAUGAUGAAGAUGCUCCGAAGGUAAUAGAAGCGUUAAAUAGUUCUAUGUCUGAUAUUUCUCUGUAUACAGAGAAUAAGUUAUCUGAAAUCGAGAGUGAUCAUGGCUUGAUAGAUUCUAUCUUAGGUUGGAUAUUGAAGGAAUUGCAUACAGGUUCUGAAGAAUCAUUAUCGCAUGGUUAUAAACUUAUUGCGACCACAAUGAGCAGUUUGCCAGCAGAAAAACAAGAACGAAUACUUUCUAAGUAUGCCGAUGUUCUAGAAAAAUGUCAGAAAGACGAGGCAUACUUUAAUAUUUUGGAAUGUUUAUAUCGCUCGCUUCGUCAAAGUAUAUAUAAUCCAAAUUUUGAACGUAUAAUGCAUUUGUCUAUAGAUGUAGCUUUAAAAAGUGAUGAUAAGGCAAUAAGGACUAAAGCUUGUGUGGUGAUAGCUCAUUUAAUUAACAAAGUAGGGCACGGUCAGAAGUUUGAAUUGUUGUAUGAGACUUUGACAAAUUGCCUAUUGAAUUAUGAAAGUGAGGAAGAAACACUUCUUCAAAGGCUGAUUCUGUUAUACGGAUGGUUAACCAAGGCUUUAAUUAUGAGGGGAAGUGAUAAAUUUUUAUGUUGGUUGCAAAAGAUCAUAGCUGCGCUGUCGUCACCAGUAUACUGCAAGUUGGCUGCCGAAGCGAUACGUUUAAUAAUGUUUGUCCAUCCGGACGCGUUGAACAGGACAUUUUAUCCUAUAGAAACACUUUUAUACAAACAGCGUAUGUACGAAAACUUUACUUCAUUGACACAGAAUUUUGUGCCAGCCAGUGAGGAUGUGAAAGAGGCUUUCUACGUUAGUUGGGCGUUUGUACUUGAAAAUUUGUCGAAGAAUAUAGUCAGCAGAGAAGCUUUGAAGAUACUCCCCAUAGUGAUAGAAUCAUUGGAUUAUGAUAAUAAAGAGAUGCUAUUAGUGAUGACUGAUCUUCUGUGCUACUAUAUAGAAUAUCAGCCUCUCGUGGUGGCUGGAAGCUUGCAGUCCGCGAUACCAAGGCUGGCGAAACUGACUAGAUACCCUAAGUCUAUGUAUGUACGGGUGAAUAGCCUUCAAUGCUUCUCCGAAAUAGCCAAAAGUUAUAGCACGGUGCUGCUUCUACCUUACAAGCAAGAUGUGCUAGCGGAAUUAGCGCCAUCUCUCGACGAUAGUAAGAGAUUCGUGCGUUGUUAUGCUGUCGCAGCGCGUACUCGUUGGUUCUUAGUAGGAGCACCAGGAGAACCUAAAGAAAAUUGAAUUGUUGCUAUCAAUAAAAAAGUAGUGAUCACACCG